AUGGCAGCAGCCUCCGUCUGGCUGCAGCUCCCUCCCCAUCGUCUCCACAGCCCCCUGCUCUCACUCCCAAGCAACCAUUCUUCCUCUGCAUGCCCUCCAGCAUACAAGAAGCAUGCCGUGCUAGGUCCAGGGAGAGGAAACCACCUUCUGUGCGGUGCUUCUGGCGCCACUUCUUCUGUGGUGACCAAGGAGCAGGAGGGGGCAGCCUCUGAUCCUUCGUCAGAGGAAGGAUCUCCUGAGCCUGAAAUCUAUAGCUACAAGGAUGACCCCAACUUCAGGGGCUGCAAGGGCUGCGGCAGGGAAGAGGUUGAGAGGGGCUGCAAUGGCGAAGGGCGGAUCCAGGGUGGCAUAGCCGCCGUCCCAGGCUUCGGCUGGUGGCCCAUCAAGGCGUACCGGCCGUGCCCUGGCUUCGUCGCGUCCGGCGGCCGCUACCGGCGCCAGGGCCAAAGCAUGGACGACGUUGCAUCCGGCAGGGGAAAGAAGAAACCCACUCCCGCCCAAAAGAAGAGUAUGCUGCAUACUAAUGUUACUGUCUAUCUGACUUCAACUUUCAACUUGCAGCGACAAGUAAUCCCAGCCCAAGGAACUGCAGUGUUGACAAUGCCAGGAAGUUUGUUGUGUUAUUCAGGCAGGGUGACUAAUGAGAUUCGGCUGUCACUGCCUGCAUCAGCAGUAGAUAAUGUUUCUUACCAGAAAUUUAGAAUCUAUCCAAGAUGCAAUCUGGGAAAGUUUACUGGUGUGGAAUUGGGGAAGCUCAAGUUAUUCAGAAACAACAGUUUUGGUCCACAAUGCCAAUAUAUGUGCACUAGUUGGGACUGGUUGCAGAAACAACAAGAAUGUAGGGUGCAGUGUUGUCCUCCUAGGCUCCUGGCAAUCACGUACGAUUUCGAUUCCAAUUGUAAUAGUAGCUUGGAACAUCUGACUGUGGACCUAUAUUAUUGUCUUCAAGUAGAACUAGGUGAGCUUCACAGUGUUAGCAACCUGGUCACCGGCGGUAGGGAAUCGGAACAGAGGAAGGAAGAACUGGGGAAGAAGGCAGAGGCGCUCUAG
Molecule: messenger RNA, 1050 nt
Organism: Miscanthus lutarioriparius
Lineage: Eukaryota; Viridiplantae; Streptophyta; Magnoliopsida; Poales; Poaceae
Source: the annotation of a GenBank genome assembly